Messenger RNA from Meira miltonrushii, 2955 nucleotides. RefSeq names its product family 95 glycoside hydrolase. Bases 369 to 2756 code for a protein of 795 amino acids. The transcript has a single exon. Gene Ontology annotation, biological process: carbohydrate metabolic process. Lineage: Eukaryota; Fungi; Basidiomycota; Exobasidiomycetes; Exobasidiales; Brachybasidiaceae. Gene Ontology annotation, molecular function: alpha-L-fucosidase activity. The record is from RefSeq and is a predicted model, not a curated record.
GCUAGCGAAAAGAUUUGACAGAUUUCCGUUGAGAAGCAUUAACGCUAAACCAAUGGAACCUGCUUCUUUCGAUUUGGGAUUUAGCGCAGCGCAUCAUACCACACACGCAAAUCUAUGCAAGUGCUUUGUUUGUUUUCCAUAACACCGAUCUUAGACAGCUAGCUGUGUGGAGAAUGUAGGCUAACAAAAGAACAUGGUUCAAUUUAUCGUGAUCGUUGAAAAGAUUGCCGGAGCUACGCACAUGAUGUCGUAACAAAAGAUGUGGGGAGGGUAUUGGUGAUCGAUCGUAUGAAAUGGUAUAUAUAGCAUGCCUGAGGAGAAAGGAUAUCGAAUGCUAACCUCACUUGGGAACAAAUCACAGUUUAAUCAUGUUGUUCAACAUUCUCUCCCUCGUCUUGCUGUCCAUAACAACGGCAAGAUGUCAAACAUUUGACGGUAAAACAUUUUUACAUUACACUUCUCCUGCAACACAAUUCACGGAAACUUUACCGAUCGGAAAUGGUAGAUUAGGUUUAGGAAUGUACGGUACACCUGCCGAACAAUUAAUUUUAAACGAAGAUUCAACUUGGAAUUCAAACUUUGUUAAUCGCGUAAAUCCAAAUGCAAAAGGUUCAUGGCAACGUGUUCGAAGUGAAAUCGUGGAUAAUAAAUGGUUUGAAGCAGGUAAUGACGGUUUAAGAAAUAUGGUACCUGAAGAUGACGAACCGGGUAGAUACCAAAACGCUGGUUUCUUAAACGUUGAUAUGGGACAAGAACAAAGUGGAAUGUCAAACUAUGUUCGUUGGUUAGACACAAUCAAUGGAAUCACGGGUACCAAUUACACUUACUCGGGAGCUCAAAUUAGUCGUAUAGCUAUUGCAAGCUACCCAGACGGAGUGAUGGCAAUGAGAAUUGCAUCCGAUCAACCAUUUAGCGCAAAUGUUUCAUUCAGUCGUGCAGCAAACAUUUACAAUUCAACUGCAACCACAGACGGUGGCAAGAACGUCUUGUUGACGUAUUCUGGCAGUAAUUCACAACCUGGUGGAUUGGACUUUGCCAUGCAAGGUCGUGUCGUCGUUGAUCAAGGCUCAGUCAGUGCAAAAUCAAGCAAUUUGACCGUUACCAACGUAAAGACUUUGGAUAUCUUUAUGGACAUCGAAACUACUUAUCGUCAAUCUGAUUACAAAGGUCAAACAGAUACAGUCUUGGAUGCAGCUGUCUCCAAAGGCUGGAACACAAUCUUUAGCAAUGCCGUUCAAGAUCAUUCAAAGAUAGCCAGUGCUGUUACAAUGGACCUAGGAACUACUUCAAACACUUCUCUCGCACAAAGUCCCACUGAUCAAAGAUUGACUGCAUUCAAAAGUGCAGAAAAUGAUGAUAACGAAUUGAUGACUUUGGUGUACAACUUUGGACGUCAUUUAAUGAUCUCUUCUUCUCGUCAAGGUACCAAAUCCCUUCCUGCGAAUUUAGUAGGUCUCUGGCUUGAUGAACUUACGGCAGCUUGGGGUGGAAGAUUCACCGUGAACAUCAAUCUUGAAAUGAAUUAUUGGGCAGUAGGAGCAGGUAACAUGGCCGCUGAUACACAAAUCAGCUUGUUUGAUUUAAUGGACGUAGCACGUCCUCGUGGAGAUCAGAUGGCAAAAGAUAUGUAUGGAAUUGAGAGUGGUAUCGUUUUCCAUCAUAAUCUUGACCUUUGGGGUGACGCAGCUCCGGUCGAUAAUGGAACAAGGUACACUCUCUGGCCAAUGAGCGCACCAUGGUUGUCAACACAUAUUAUGGAACACGUUCGAUUUACCAACGAUUUGGAUUUCUUGAAGAACAGAGGAUUACCUUUCCUUUUGGACACUUCUGCAUUCUAUGAUAGCUUCUUGUUCGAAUAUGACGGUAAUAUGGUUACCGGUCCUUCUUUAUCACCCGAAAAUGGUUUCAACAUUCCAGCAAAUGGUGAUAAGCCAGGAUAUCAAAACGAAGGAAUGGAUAUCGCUCCUGCUAUGGACAAUCAAUUGUUGUGGCAAAUGUACGCUGAUAUUGAUGAAGCUUAUCAACGUUUAGGCGAUCCAAACAACACGAAUGCCACUCAUGCCCGUGACAUGCAAAGCAAAUUACGACCCAACUUCCUUGGCUCUUAUGGUCAAAUUCUUGAAUGGCGUGAAGAAUACGUUGAUACAACUCCCGGAAUUACGCAUAUCUCUCCUUUGUGGGGUUUGCAUCCUGGUAAGCAAUUCUCACCUUUGAUCAAUGACACACUUGCUGAAGGAGCACGUAAAUUACUCGAUAAUCGAAUGGCAAACGGAGGAGGUGCAAAUGGAUGGUCAAGAACAUGGGUUGCAAGUUGUUAUGCACGUUUGUUUGAUGGUGUUGCCGCAUGGGCAAAUUCACAAGAAACAUUAAAGACAUUCUUAUUGAGUAACCUUUGGAAUUCUGAUUCAGGUCCAGGUUCACCUUUCCAAAUUGAUGGAAACUUUGGUUAUCUUUCUACGAUUCAAGAAAUGUUAUUACAAUCACAUACAGGCAUUAUUCAUCUUUUGCCAGCAUUACCAGCAAACGUUUCAACGAGUGGUGGAAGUUUCAAAGGAUUAUUAGCCCGUCAAGGAUUCUCAGUUGAUAUGUCUUGGGAUCAAAAUGCAUCACUUAAACAAGCAACCAUUACAUCUAAUUUGGGUAACGAAUUAAGCCUUCGAUUGACAAACGGAACGAAUAUCAAAGUUAAUGGAAAUGAUUAUACUGCUCCUUUGCAGACGACUAAAGGUCAAACUUAUACAGUUACCUUGGCUUAAAUGUGCAUUUUAAGCCUGCAUGUCUGGAUACACGUACGGCGAAUUUGCCGAACGCUAACAACGUGCGGAAAAAAGAAAAUCCUUUUCCUUCUGUGGAAUUCUUUCUAUUUGUUCUUCAUAAAAAAGCAUUUUAUUUGAUGAAAUAUCUCCGUUCGAUAGUAGUGUCAGGCUGAGAAAUUAUUUGUUUGUAUUUGUUUUG